Molecule: messenger RNA, 963 nt
Organism: Medioppia subpectinata
Lineage: Eukaryota; Metazoa; Arthropoda; Arachnida; Sarcoptiformes; Oppiidae
Source: the annotation of a GenBank genome assembly
AUGGCCAAACCGUACGGAACCACAGACAUCAAAGCGUCGGCACUGGAGCUGAUCGGCAACACACCGCUGGUGGCGUUGGACCGCAUAUGGCCGGGUCCGGGCCGUAUACUCGCAAAGUGUGAGUUCAUGAACCCGGGCGCCAGCAUUAAGGACCGCUCAUCCCUAUCGAUGAUUCAGCGGGCGCUCAACUCCGGCAAACUCAAGCCCAACGGACCCAUCGUUGAGGUGACGAGCGGUAACCAGGGCUGCGGUCUUGCGGUUGUGGCCGCUGUGUUGAAACAUCCGUUAACGUUGACGAUGUCGGCCGGCAAUAGCCCGCAACGGGCGUCGAUGAUGAGGGCAUUGGGUGCCAAAGUUGUGUUGGCCCCGCAGGUGGAGGGAAAGCCCGGCUACGUUACGCUCGCCGACGUGACUCAGGCCGAGAAUCUGGGCCUUAAACUGGUGGCCGACACCGGAGCCUAUUAUGUCAAUCAGUUCAACAACGAAGACAACCCUAAGGGACACGAAGAGCAUAUGGGCCCAGAGAUCUGGCGCCAAACUGGCGGUCAUAUUGACGUAUUCGUGGCCACUGUGGGAACGGCGGGCACUUUUGUCGGCGUUUCCCGGUAUCUGAAAAAGCAAAACAAAGAUAUCAAGUGUGUUGUGGUGGAGCCCGAGGGCGCUCAGGUCAUCAAAGGUGAUCCGGUGACCAAACCCAUGCAUGUGUUGCAGGGCUCGGGCUAUGGAAAGGUUCCCCAACUCUUUAAGUUUGAGACAAUGGACUUCACUGUCGGUGUGAGCGAUGCGGAGGCCAUUCAGUACAAGAAUCUGUUGGCCGAGAAGGAGGGCCUGUAUAUGGGCUACACGUCCGGCGCUAAUGUGGCCGCAGCUGUCAGACUGUUGAAGUCGGGUAAAGUGCCCAAAGAUGCCUGGAUUGUCACUCUUCUCAACGAUUCUGGUCUUAAAUAUCCGGCCGAUAAUUAG